UUUCUAUUUUUUUUUCCUUUUUCGUUUUUAAUUAUGGAAGGAUCUUUUAUUCCUAAAAAAGAUUUGUUAAUGACCGCCUUAGAGGAUUCUGGUUUAUUAUUCGAGGAGGACAUAUUUUUAGAAAAAGAAGUUGGAAAUAAUGAAAAAAUAAAUCAAUUACAAACUGAGAUUCCUAUCCAGAACAAAAGUACACAUCAAACAAUAACAAGAUUAUAUUCUCCAACAGUUAUGAUUAAUAAAAUUAAUCAUAAUAAUAAGGUAGCUGAUAUUAUAAAACUACCACAAACUUUAAAAUUUUUGCAAACUAAUUCAAAAAUCAACCCAAUUCUUUCACCUCAUUUGCAACCUAAACUGAACAUCAUUAGAGUAGAUACAAAUAUUAAAGAAAACAUUAAUGUAAAUAAUGUAAUACCUGAUACUUCAAAUUGCAUUAAGCAUGCUCAAAUCAAUCAAACAAUUCCAAACUCUGCUAAAUUGAAUUAUUUUGAUGUUAAUAAAAUACCAAAUGUAAUCACAUGCAAGAAUCUCACAACAUCAAAUAUACAACAUAAAAAUUUAAAUAUUUUUGAUUCAAAUUCUGACUGUUAUAUAAUUGAAAAUGAUACCACACACUAUAGUCAACCAAAUAUAUGUUCCCAAUAUUUGUCAUCAAUUAAUAGUUAUUCCAAUGAUAAAAACCCGAUAAAUGUGAGCAAUCAUUUAAACAACACAGAAACCAAAGUUCACACCAGUCCUUAUUUGAAUAUUAAAAACAAUUUAAACCUAAAUAAAUCAUUACACAUAUUCCAAAAUACAAAUUUAAUUGAUAAUAAAAUUACAAUUGAACAAAGCAAUCAAAUUACAAAAAAUAAACUAUUUGAUUUACCCUAUAAUUUGCAAUCAUCUACAAAUUUCAAUCAAUCCCCUACCUUAACUAGUUUAUACAAAAAUGAAGAAAAUAUAGAAUCAAAUGCCUUAAGCUCUAACAUCUCUGAUAACAUGAUGAGCAACAUUCGUAAUAGCUUCAUAAACCAUACUAGGUUUAUACAUAGACAGAAUUUUAUAAAUCAGAAUAAUUCCAUGAUGUAUGCAAACAACAAUAGUAAUAUGAAUAUGGGGUUAUCUAACCCAUCUAAUCAAAUAGAUAAAGAUGCCACUGAAGAAGAAGUAGCAGAAUUGGAAGAUCAAUUAAGACAUAUUGAAACUUAUGCUGAAUACAUUCCCAAAAAAUUGAGGUACGGUUGCCAACAUCCCGACUCAGUAGUCGAAACGAAUUCUCUAUCGAGCGUCGAACCUCCCGGGGUAUGGUAUACCCUUAGUUUGCCGGAAACUAUCAUAGACACUUGCGCUCUGUCAGCGCUGCAGUUGGAAUCUAUCAUAUAUGCUUGUCAGCAACACGAAACUUUGCUGCCUGAUGGCUCAAGGGCUGGAUUCUUGAUAGGUGAUGGUCCAGGUGUGGGCAAAGGUCGGACAAUAGCGGGAAUAAUAUACGAAAAUUAUCUUCUUAGAAGGAAAAGGGCUAUUUGGUUCAGCGUGUCUAACGAUUUGAAAUACGACGCCGAGAGAGAUUUGAAGGAUAUAGAUGCCGGGAAAAUAAAUGUAUCAUCUUUGAAUAAAUUCAAAUACAAAAAAUUGACGUCCAAGAGUAACGGUUCUUAUAAGAAGGGCGUAAUUUUUGCUACCUAUUCCUCGUUGAUAGGCGAGAGCCAAACCAAAAGCAAAUAUAAUACCCGGAUGAAACAGUUGCUACAUUGGUGCGGCAAAGAUUUUGACGGAGUGAUAGUGUUUGACGAAUGUCACAAAGCCAAAAACCUUACCCCCUCGGGGUCUUCCAAACCGACUAAAACGGGGCUAGCCGUUCUUGAGCUUCAAAACAGACUGCCGUUGGCUAGGGUGGUGUACGCCUCUGCUACUGGGGCUACUGAAACCAAAAAUAUGGGUUACAUGGUUCGUCUGGGCAUCUGGGGCCGAGGGACUCCAUUUCCUCUCUUCAGCGAUUUCAUACUGGCCGUAGAGAGAAGGGGUGUCGGAGCCAUGGAACUUGUAGCUAUGGAUAUGAAACUACGAGGAACUUAUAUGGCCCGUCAGCUGAGUUUUGCUGGCGUAACCUUCACGGUUAAAGAAGCCAAGCUUGAUCAGAAUAUUAUAGAUAUCUACGAUGCAUCCGUUUUACUAUGGGCUAAAACUCGCGAAAAAUUUCAACUAGCCAUGGAUCUAAUGGACAACGGUGAAAACAUUAGCAAAAAACAAUUUUGGAGUCAAUUUUGGGCCGCUCAUCAAAGGUUUUUUAAGUAUUUGUGCCUGGCUGCCAAAGUUAAUCUCUGCGUAGAAUUGACUAAAAAGGCUUUGAAGGACGGAAAGUGUGUGGUGAUAGGUUUACAAACCACGGGAGAAGCUCGAACGCUUGAACAAAUCGAAGAUUGUGGUGGCGAAAUAAAUGAUUUCAUAUCGACAGCAAAGGGCGUUUUACAGUCCUUGGUAGAAAAACAUUUUCCCUCCUCCACAAAUUACGUUGCCCCAUCGUGCUCAUCGAACCCCUUUAGCAGCAUGAAUAGUUUUUCCAAAUAUCCCACCAAUUCGCUCAUUAAUCAAAAUUCUAUGUUUACGUCCGCAAGUUCUGCCUACCUCUCUAAUACCACACUGCUCAAUCCCGACAGAAUCAAACUCAGCAAAUGGACUACCUUGAGAAAUACGCGUCGCGCUGAAAGUCUCAAAGAUUCCACGAUGACGGCCACCUUGAGUUCCUUGAAAGCGAAAGAAAAUCUUUUGAAACAAAAGGUAGCCGACGUUCUAAACCUGGCUAACUCGAAACAACUCGAAUCGAAUCUCCUCAUUUCGCAAACUCAAAGCGGGUUUCCUCAAUCAACCGAAAAUAGUAACGAGCUCAAACCUGAUUCAAUUUCCUCGUCUGACACUUUAUCUCAAGUCAAACUGCUCGACGUAAAUCUCAUUUCGAACCAAAAAGAUGGCAAACCCAUUUUAGAACCUCCAAAUGCUAGUCUUGACUCUUCUUCUAGCUCAGCAAAUAGUUCCCCCGAAUAUUUAGAAAACGAUAAGGAACAAAAUGACAUGGAAGAUCGCUUAAUCGACGAAAAUAAUUAUGGGGAUAGUUUUUCCGAUCCCGAUUCCAAUCGGUUUGAUCGAACGCUCGAAGAUGGCGAUGACGAUUACGACAAAUAUGAAGAUGUAGGUAGUAAUCCGUUUGGCACAAACGGUAAUGGCUUUAACAUGUACGGGAGCGGCGACGAAUUCGACGAAGAAAUAGAACCUUGGCUCAUAACCAAGCGCAAAAAGCAAUACAAAAACAGGGACAAAAAGAGGAAAAAAAUUGAAAUGACUGAUAAUGAACCGCCAACCGUCGAAAUAUCUUCACAAAACAUUGAAUUAAAUAGAGAAACAAUUGAAAUAAAACAGCAACAAGACGAUUCCACAGAAACUAUACAAGCAAACAGCCUCGAAGAUGUCAAAGAUAUCGAAGACAUUAGGGAUCUUCUGAGCAGUACGGGGACAGAUAUGUUACAAUACCAUUACAAUGGCUUCGUUCUUCCAUCCUCCCAAUGCAUAUCCAACACAAGGGACAACAUAACUCUCAUGAGGCAGGAGCUACUCGCUGAAAUAGAAGAACUCGGAGAGCGGCUACCCCCUAACACUUUGGAUCAACUUAUCGAAGAAUUGGGCGGGCCCGAACAAGUUGCCGAGAUGACCGGAAGGAAAGGAAGGGUAGUGGCUCAGAAAGACGGGACUGUAAUAUACGAAUCGCGAGGCGAAAUCGACGUUCCCUUAGAAGCCCUGAACGUCAAAGAAAAGCAAAGGUUCAUGGAUGGCCUUAAGAAAAUAGCUAUAAUAUCCGAGGCCGCUAGCUCUGGUAUCUCCCUGCAAUCCGAUCGAAGAGUUCUCAAUCAGUUGCGUAGGGUUCACAUUACAUUAGAAUUGCCUUGGAGCGCUGAUAAAGCCAUACAGCAAUUCGGUAGGACCCAUAGGUCUAAUCAAGUAAGCGCCCCCGAAUACAUUUUUUUGCUCUCAAAGUUAGCCGGGGAAAAACGGUUCGCUUCUAUAGUAGCUAAAAGAUUGGAAUCUUUAGGCGCUUUAACCCACGGUGAUAGAAGGGCGACAGAAUCUCGUGAUCUCAGUCAAUUCAAUUUCGACAAUAAAUACGGUAGAAUGGCUCUGGAUAGCGUAAUGAGAAGCAUAUUAUCACCCACUUGUGCCGUGGUUGAUCCUCCCGAAUACAACGGAAAUUUUUUCAAAGACGCAUUAGAAGGACUCAUUGCUGUUGGACUUGUAGUCAAAGAGAGAGAAGGCUGUUAUUCAUUGGAUAAAGAUUACGCAAACAUAGUAAAAUUCCUGAACAGAAUACUUGGCUUGAAAGUCAUUCUACAAAACACUAUAUUUCAGUAUUUUACUGAUAGUUUAAACGCUUAUAUACUGGACGCUAAGAGAACUGGGAAAUGGGAUAUGGGAAUAUUAGAUUUUGGUACAAGUGGCGAAUCGAUAACCCCUUUACGAAAACAAACCUUUCAUUUCCACUCACCUCGUGGCGUAGUCUCGUGCCAGCUCUGGUCAUUUCAAAUAGAAAGAGGAUUGCAGUGGGAAAUCGCUGUCAAGUUAUACAGGGACCAACAGGACCUGGACGACGGCUUUUUCGUUUCUAAACAAGCCAAAAAUGGGAUCUAUGCCCCUAUCUUAGCCUUAUCAUACGUAUCUCGCAAAGCUUUAAAUUCUACCGCUUCGACAAACGUCGAAAAAUUGGCCGAAAAUAAACUUUUUAACAUUUACCGACCUAAUACAGGUUUGCAAGGCAAAUUGGAAACUCUCGCUUCUCUAACAAAAAAAUACCGAAAGGUUCCGCCGCAAGAAGCUCAAGAGCAUUGGGAAAAUAUAUAUAACUCUUCUCUGACCCAAUGUACCCAUGUACUAUGGAAAGGUAGCUGCAAGAAAAAGAACACAACCCAGGGUUGCGAAAUAGGCAUAAGAACCAGGAAAUACCACCUGUUAGCAGGAUCGGUUCUCACUGUGUGGAAUUGUUUGGAAGAAUUACUUUCAUUUCAUUCUGGAUCCACUAAUAGUUUUAAUUCUAAUAACGCAAAUUCUUCCUCCGCGGCUUCCAAAAUGCAGAUUAUCAGGCUUAAAACCAAAAAUGACCAAAGGAUCGUGGGUAUUUGGAUAAGGUCCAACUACAUCCCUGCUCUAGUCAAAAUAUUAACUAGGGAAAGUGACAAAACAGAUAUCGAAGAUUUCAUACAAGAUAUAAUAUAAAAAGUGUAUGUUAAUCUCUUAUCCGACCAAAUUGCAUGCAAUGCGUCAGUAGUUAAAAAAUUAUCUAAAAGAAAAAAAAGGAAUAGGAUUAUUAUAACUAGCUAAAUUCAUCAACUCCCCAAUAAUCGUAUAUUCUCAAAAUCUUCCGCAAGAUUUGACAUAGAUGGAAUCAAUCGGAUAAAUUUUAAUAUCGCGCUUCCUUCCUUUAGUUGCAAUCCAUAAAAAAAUAUACUUAAUAUAUAGAUAUUAAAAAAAAGUCAUAUUCGCUGCAUUUCGUUUAUUAUAUUACCGUAUUCUAUGAAUAUUUGGUAUUUUGUCACACACAUCAAAAUGUUUAUAAUAAA
Messenger RNA from Gordionus sp. m RMFG-2023, 5579 nucleotides. RefSeq names its product protein strawberry notch homolog 1-like. Bases 34 to 5235 code for a protein of 1733 amino acids. Gene Ontology annotation, molecular function: chromatin DNA binding; histone binding. Gene Ontology annotation, cellular component: nucleus. The record is from RefSeq and is a predicted model, not a curated record. The transcript has 31 exons. NCBI's taxonomy places the organism in Eukaryota, Metazoa, Nematomorpha, Gordioida, Chordodea, Parachordodidae. Gene Ontology annotation, biological process: regulation of DNA-templated transcription.